Molecule: messenger RNA, 717 nt
Organism: Peronospora matthiolae
Lineage: Eukaryota; Oomycota; Peronosporomycetes; Peronosporales; Peronosporaceae
Source: the annotation of a GenBank genome assembly
AUGUCAGACAUACAUACUGACGCGAAAGAGAAUCGACUCAAGUGGGAUCCAAAGGCUGGCGCUGGCAUGCUCGUGGGCUACGAAGAAGCGUCGAAGGCGUAUCAAGUUUAUGACGUUGAGGCGGGGAAGGUGGUCGUCAAUCGUGAUGUCAACUUCGACGAAUCCACCUGUGGACUUCCACCACCGAUCACUGAUGAAGGUGCCGAUGACCUAGAAUUCAAAUUACUCAAUGAUGAAGAGCCGCGUCAGGUAGAGUACAAGCAAACAGGCAAGCGCAAGAGCCGCCUCGAUGAUGAAGAUGCAGCUGCUCAACGACUGCGUGCAGUGAGUCAACGGCCUGGACUAGUAGAUGCAAAUGCCGUUGAAGCAGAAGUGGACUUAUCAGAGCCCUCAACAUUUGAAGCAGCAGUAAGCGGCCCUGACCAAGUGCACUGGAGAAAAGCAAUUCAUGCAGAGCUCGAGUCAAUGCGACUUCGCGGUGUGUUUCGUGCAGCCAAGCUGCCCAACGGACAACGCGCCAUUGGCACAAAAUGGGUGUUCAAGAUCAAGCGCAAGGCGGAUGGAUCUAUCGAGAAGUACAAGGCACGUCUCGCGGCAAAGGGCUUUCGCUCGAAGUAUGGAAUCGACUACACGGAGACGUUUUCUCCCGUGGUCAAGCAUGUGACGCUGAGAAUGGUGAUCGCAAUUUCCAAGCAUUUUGGAUGGCCCAUCAACUAG